Molecule: messenger RNA, 3279 nt
Organism: Chrysoperla carnea
Lineage: Eukaryota; Metazoa; Arthropoda; Insecta; Neuroptera; Chrysopidae
Exons: 4
Coding region: 282-629 (115 amino acids)
Source: RefSeq, a predicted model, not a curated record
UUGUGAGUGCGCAAAAUGGCAUUUGUAAAAAUUUACAUUGUAAACCUGAUGAGUUUUGUUCACCAUCACAUAAUUUAUGUUUUAAAUGUUCAGAAAUUUGUAAAGUAGGACAUGAAUUAAAGGACGAAUGUGAACAUGGGUGUGCUGCUUACAUUUUGGAGCAAAAUAAAACUCAACAAUAUUUGGAAAUACGUGAUUUAAAAGAAAAUGUCAAGAAUUUACAAUCAUUGGUAAAAAUUUCCUUCAUUCUUAGUGGUGUAUCAAUUUUAAUUAUCAGUUUCAUGAUUUUGAUUAUGACAUAUAAAUGGUGCCAACGAAAAGGAUUUUCUUUACCAAAACUUUUCCAUAAAAAAUCAGAAAAAAAGAUGCCAUCGAAUUCAAUUCGAGAGCCUGAUUCUACUUUAACCGAUAUCAAGAUUCCAACAAUUAGUAGAAAUGGUGAUUUACAAUUAAAAGUAACAGAAAAUUCGUUAAAUGGUGGUGAUACUGUUGUUGAUAGUCCUACAACGAUGACAACAACAAUCAGCCGACGUGGGGCACCAUCUGAAAGUCGUGGAUUCGAUUAUACCUAUGAUAAUCCAGCUAUGAGUACUCAGGGCACACAAGGAUCUCGAGAUACUGAAUUUUAAUCAAUUUUAUAAUUGUUUCAUUAUCUUCAAAAGUAUUUAGUUAUUGAUAUUAUACCAGCGGUUUAGGAAGAACAUUUCCUAAUGAAUUAAAGGAAAUUCUAUCUAUGGUAUCGCCUUAUUUAGGAAAUUAUAAAUAAUUUUCUUAUAACAGGGGGUAUGGGAUUGCUUCUUCAUUAAAAUGGGAAGUUAGGCUUUUCCUUUCACUCAAACUCAAGCUUCUUUAAAUAGCGGUUCGUUCGAAGAAUAACCAUUUUUAUUUUUGCUCAAUAUUUUGUUUUAACAAAAACCUAAUGUAAAUAUCUUGUGUUGCAAAAACAAAAAAAUACACGACCCCCAUUCUGAAAACCGCUGGACUAUUAUGAUUCGACAAGUGUUUGCUCAAAUCUGUGGAAAACUUCAGAAGACUUCAGUGCUUUUAUUUUCGAUAUGUAACAUGCAGUUUCGUGUUUACAAAGGUAAACAUUGAGUUUUCUUCUUAAUUUUAAAAUUAUUAUCGUAAACUAUAUGCAAAGUACUCAUUUUUGAUUUAUUAGCUACUUAAAAUUAAAAUUUCUCGAUAAAAAAAAAAGUGGUGUGAUGCUACUUUUUGUAGGUACUACAAUAAACUUAUACUUUUUGGAAAUUAAAUCUGUAGUCGCAGAAACGAAGCUCUGAAGUUCGAAAAAUUUGAACAGAAAGACAGAUUUGAAUGCGGUUUUCUGCUUUCAAUUUGUUAAAGCGUCAGGAAAUUUGGUGACCUAAAUUGAUUUAUUAGAAAUUAAAAAUAUGCAAUUUGCAUACAAAAACUUGUUACUCGGAAGUUUUUGGGGUUGUGAACUCGAAUAUCGCAAUAAAAUUGGUCUCCGAAAUACCUGGUGCCCAAGGUGAACAGUAUCCUCGUCGUCACCUGGAGUUUUUGAGAAAUUAGUAUUAACGUUCAAUUUAAAAUGCAAAUUGCAUAUUUUUAACUUUUUAUAAAUCAAUUGUAUGUCACAAAGUUUCCUAAAGCUCUUACGAAUCAAAUACAGAAAACCGCAUUCAAGUCUAUCUUUUGUUAAGAUUUUUCGAUCUUUGACCGUUUUUAGUGUUCCGUUUCUGCGGCUAUUGAGGGUAUUAACAGAUAUUAUUGGAUCAUCCUGACAGUGUUCGUUGCUCUUCUCACUUAAUGCUAAUGAUGUAUAUGCAUCCGUCCAGAUAAUGUUGCACAAGAUUUAUCAUUUAGUAGGAAGUGAUUAGGGCAGAUAACACGGCAUAUGGGCAAGUGAAACUAAUGCUCAAUAAUCGCAACCAAUUCUCUUUUUAAUCUCUCACACUUAAUCGAAAGAUGGGGACAGACGGAUAUUAACCGCAAACUUAGACUUUUCGGAAAGGUAAACAUUUUUUCGCUUCAGGAUUAUAUUUCAUUAAUUAAAGUCUUUGAUUGUCUCUCGUUUUAAUUAGUUUACCAAUGCAAACAAUUGUUCUCCACUCUUUUAAGUUUUGGCUAGUCGUAGCAAUAAAUAUCUACCUAAAUAAGUGAAUUUUUUGUAAUGAUGCGGCAAUAAUUAGAUUUAAAAAAUAACUAAUGCAUAUUCGAAUUUAAGUAUAAAUAGGUAUAUUACAAAAAGAGUGCGUGUAUUAGGUGCGUCACAUCAUGCAGGUAUCUUUUGCGGGAUAAAAUAUCUAUCGCUCGUGUGAGUACAUUACCAGGCCGAUUGACACGACGACCAAUAAAAACGUAUUUGAUAUUUUGAUAACAAACUGUUUUAUUUAUGGGGGCUUGCACAAUUAAUUUUUUUGAGCAAAAGUGUAAGUUUAUAUUUUAAGGUUACCAGAAAGCAAAAAAUGGAAUGGAUCUUUAACUCGAGAUACCAGCUGAGAUCCCAGCUAAUUUUAACAGUACUUAUUUACGUACUUUACAUUACCCUUUAUCUUAGUUUUGUAAGCAUCUGGCCACUAAUAAAAAGUGGAAGUGCUGAGACGAGUAAAAUAUAUGAAUUUAUUAUAUCGGUUAUUAUAAAAUGUAUUGUUCUAAGAAGUAUAGAAAACAAGUAAGGUUUUAUACAUAAAAAAAUCCACCAAGCACAUUGCGGAGUAACCAGUCAAUUUUUUUUUCAACCAAAGAGCUUGUAGCGUAUAAUUCAUAUGUGAUCAGUGUUCUAAAACUUAUUUUAAUUUAAUUAACCCCCGAACUAAAAAAAGGGGUGUUAUAAGUUCGGCCGCUAUGUGUGUGUGUCUGUCUGUCUCGUAGCGCCUAAACGGAUGAACCGAUUUAAAUUUUUUUGGGGGUUCCGUACGCGAAAAAAAAGGUAAUUUAAUUGAGACAGUUCUUAUAUAUUUUUCGAGUGCGAGUUUAGGGUUCGGUACCCCAAAAAUUUGUCCUAAGCACUACUACAAUAAAAAUACAUAAUUUUAAAAAGCUACAGCUGUUUUAUAACCGAGCUUUGUAAAAUUACACUUACGUAAGAAUUAUCAAUCUUUGCAAGGCCCCUAUGUUAUAUCCGUCUAAAUAUAUUAUAUUGGUAUUCAAGCAUAAAUAAAUUGUGAUAAUUAUUAUUAAAUAAUCUUUUUUUAGGUAAAAUUUAGAUAGGUAAUAAAUAUUAAAUAAAGCAACGAUUUUGAAUCAAUGGUGGAACGUACUUAUACAAUUUAUUGUAAAAAAUGAAUGUAAAAAUAAUUACAGACAAAAAAC